UUUGUCAUAAAAAAAGGUCGUUGACUCUUUACUGUGUGCGUGCUGCGUUCUCGUUGUUAAUGUUAAAUAAUUUGUAUUUAGUACCUAUUUGUUGCUGCAUGAUGCUGUUUGUUUGAUUGAUGCCAUGAACUGCGUUUAAUUAUUUGAAACUUAUUUUAAAUUCGAAAUGAGUGACGAAAAUGAUAGCCCAAAAUCCUAUCAUAAAUCGACUCCCCCGACGCACAAGAAAGUGCGCAACCCGUUUGAUAGCGCUUUGAUUGAAAGAUUGCACAAACCAAUAUGCAGCCCGGGCAUGUGCAAAAUAUACAAGAAGAAAAGUAAUGGAUCUUUCCGUUGGGAUAUAGAUCAAGCCUGUACGCUGGUUCCUGCGGACAUUGUCGCCUGCAAUAGCCAAUUUGAACCUUCCCCAGAUCCAGCUUUAGAGAAAAUCGCCGAAGAUGCGACCGAAAGAUUCUUCUCUCAAGAAAUGGUAAUGCCUAGUCCUAUGGAGUCUUCCAAGAAAAUAAAACCAUUACUUCAAAUAUCUGACUCAAGUAUACACAUAACAAGCUUUAAAGAUAGUAAUGUAGUAAUGAAAGAUGUUUCAGCUCAAACUGUACUGACAUUGCCACCAGAACUGCCACCUGAAAUAGAGAAAAUUCUACAGCCAUUCUGCACAUAUACACAGGAUCAAAAUAUCUCUGGUGACUAUGAAAUAACAGCAAAUGGUUCUUUAUGUCGGAAGCUGUUUUUUGAAGAGCAUAGUGAUGUGGAUCAUUAUGACUCGGAGCAGACUGAUGACGAGAUACCCGUAGAACAAAGACCACCGUCAAGCUAUGAGGCGCAUACACCUGUUAUAUUCAGUCCUGAUCUCAGCAGAGAUCUAGUGGCGAAAGGUAUGAAGCGUACAUUUGGCACGCCAUUAAAAAAGGGUAAAUUCGCAAACAUUAAGCCGGGUUAUAGGAAUAAAAUACUGGAUGUGGUAGACUUUGGCGAGGCGUGUUUGAGCCCUAUUGAGUUCCACACUCCGAAGAAGAGGAUAGAUCAACAGUCGGCCACGUCGUCUUCCCUCGCCUCUACAUCCAUCUCGCCGGUUACCAAGGCUGCGUCUAGUGAUGAGGAGAAAAAUAAUUUCACAUCGCCCGAAUCAGAAGCAAUGGCCACAUGUCUAGACUGCAUUGAAUCCAGUUCAGACAGUGAAAAAAAGGGUCCAUGUUUUUGUAAGACCCCUAACAACAAAUCAGUGAAGCGCAGCACGUCGCUCAAAGAGUCUCCGCCACGGAGUCGAAAAGGCUCGCAGUCAUUUUCUGAGAAACGCAGUCUGAGCAUGUCCAGUUUGCAUCGGAGUCGGUCAGUGCAGAAGCUUGACUUCAGUAUGGACAUUAGCAUUGAUGGGUCAUUCCAUGAUCGAUCGCAAGCUGAUUCUGAAUCGAGCCCACCACAAGACAGUCAGGCCAGUUGGUGCAUAGUGGAAGAGCCAAGCAUACAUCAAUUAGUUAAAUUAGAUUCCCUUAAGAAUCACUCAGAUGUUCAGUCGUCCACCAAAAUUCAUAGCAUCAAUUUGCUGGACGACACUCCUAUCAAAGGAAAGAACAAGAGUAACGUGCUAAGCCACGAAAUUAGCAAAAUACGUGCGCCGCUCAUACUGAGUCCGGCUAACAUGUCUUUAGAUAAUAGUUUAGAUAAUUCUGAUAAUGCACUGUGUCUGGAGGACAAGAAGAUAGACUUCAAUAAAGUUGAUCUCAAAUUUUUGACUGAAAAUCCAUCUCAAAUUGAUUGUACUAGAAACGCCAAAUUAGGAGGCGAUAACUCAGUUAGUUUUAAGAGAGUAGACAGCGGCUUUAACGAGAACACGUUCUAUGCGAACGCAUCCAGUUAUUACGAAAGUGCCAUAAAGCCAUCUGAAUUGACAGUAACUAAUAUGUCUAAAAUAAAUAAUAGCAAAAAUGCCUUGAAAGAGAUAUCCAACAUUCCAUGGGCCCGAAUUGACAGUGGUUUCAAAGACGAAAAUUCUUCAGAUAGCGUGCAGUUCUAUACUAAUAAUGAGUUUAUAAAAAAAGGAAAUUGCUUCAGAUUCUCAGAGGCAAAAAUUGAGGAUAAGGAAAAUGUUGCGACUGAAGAUUUUGGGUUCUUUGUGCCAAAUAAAAAUGACGCCAUGUCUAUGUCUGAUAUAUUUACCGAAGACAUGACCUUCAACUGUAACUUUUCUUCAACACCUUCAAAAAACAAGUCGCGGAGAGUCCAUUCUUAGCAGAAAUCAAUAUUUUUGAACUUGUUAUGAAAUUUUACAUAAUGAUUUUGAUAGCUUUUUUGACACUGCUCCAUUAUUGUGGAUGUUUUUAUCUAAUUAUGUGAUUUUGUUAAAGAAGGUAAUAUUUUUGCAUGAAUUAAUUAUUUGUGAUUGUUAUUAAUUAUGUGUUUACUUGAGUCAAGUAGUAUGUAAUAAAAUUUCGAGACUGAAAUUGUGUAAA
Molecule: messenger RNA, 2450 nt
Organism: Plodia interpunctella (Indianmeal moth)
Lineage: Eukaryota; Metazoa; Arthropoda; Insecta; Lepidoptera; Pyralidae
Gene: bora
Product: aurora borealis
Exons: 8
Coding region: 167-2230 (687 amino acids)
Biological process (GO): regulation of mitotic nuclear division; regulation of mitotic spindle organization; activation of protein kinase activity
Cellular component (GO): cytoplasm; nucleus
Molecular function (GO): protein kinase binding
Source: RefSeq, a predicted model, not a curated record